Bipolaris maydis ATCC 48331 is the source of this 785-nucleotide messenger RNA. RefSeq lists its product as uncharacterized. NCBI's taxonomy places the organism in Eukaryota, Fungi, Ascomycota, Dothideomycetes, Pleosporales, Pleosporaceae. The record is from RefSeq and is a predicted model, not a curated record.
AUGCACCGAAUGUACAUGCGAGCACUCCAGAUAGAACUAGUCAAAAUAGGCGUAGCUUUGCAAUUCGACAAUAAGGACGAGAACACGUCCGAGGAGGGGAAACUGAGAAUGAAAAACGCAGAAAUGACUCUCGAACCAGCUUUGGCAAAAUAUAGUACGAAUACAUUCACCCUAAACACAAACGAGAAAUUGACGAUUGGAAAUCUAGCUCAAGCAGUUCGUGACUACGAGUACAUGAUGACUAGUUCGAGGGCAUACGAUUACUUCAUCGUAUCUUCUGAACGUGUAUACGAUGGAGAUAUUAUUCGUCAAAAUCUUAGAGACCGUCCAGACUAUGAAGAGGCCAUAGCGAAUCUAUACGCAAAAGAAAUAAACUCCGCGCUGCCCACCGGUCCUUGGGAGUGCCUUGACAAGAACAGCCGUGCGAAUCCAAUCGGUAGGACACGCAACGACAGCAUAAAGAGUUUAUUACGCCACAACUUCUGGGGGAAACUGAGUGCAGCUAUUGUUGGCUCAGGGUUUCUGGUUGGUCCUAUGUGGCUCCUGGCUUUGAAGCAACAUCUCUACCUGCAACUGGAAGCUACAACAGGCUUUGUGUUUAUGUUUGGGCUUAUUUUGGCGUACUUCGUGGACAAGGUUGACCAAGUCUUUGCUGGUGCAUUAGCAUACGCUGCAGUUCUUAUGGUGUUUGUAGGCCUGUCUAUACAGGGGGCGGAUACAGGCUAAGUAGCUGCUUCAAAAAACAGAGCAGGAUCUCGUUGAGCCAGCGAGCGCUGGAGGGGGGA